UUGCUUUCCGUUUUUAAUCAUUCCCAUUGUUUUCCAAGAAAAAUAUUUCCAGAUUUUUUUCUCGAAACGUGAAAGAAAAUACUACAGUCCGAAAGGAUAAGCAUGACUCUAAAAGAAGUCAAAAUGCGCUUUGUGAGCUCAGAAGUGGCUCUUGAGACAAAUCGUACUGCUGCCAAUCAGACAAUCAGUAAUCAACAGCAAUGGCGUCGCCAUCCAUCGGCUGCCCCUCCUCCGCCCCGACUGCUCUCUCCGCGGGAGCCGGCGCGCGCCGACCGCCGUCCUGCGUCCACCUGUUGUGCCACCGCCACCAGCAGCAUCGGUCGAGGCGAGUGGUGAUGGCGGCAGCGAGGCGGCGGUACAGGGGGACGGUGAGGAGGGAGGCGGCGCUGGCGGAGCUGGUGGAGCGGAAAGUGGCGGAGGCGAUGGAGGCGUGCGGGGAGCGCGGGCAGGACCGCGACGACGAGGGGUGCCGCGUGGCGUGGGACGAGGUGGAGGAGGUGAGCCAGGCCAGGGCCGACCUCCGGCGCCGCAUCGCCGAGGCCCCCGGCGACCCGCUCGAGCACUUCUGCGCGCACAACCCCACCGCCGACGACUGCGCCGUCGUCUACGAGUGACUGCACGCCAACCGCAGGUCGCGGCUGUACUUGUACGAUCUAGUAGGGGUCUGUUCACUGCUUGCAGAUCGAUCGAUCGAUCAGAGAGAUUCGAGAUGGAACAGGAUUUCAGCUUUGCAUUCAAUUCAAUUAUCACGGACACGUUGGAACGCAAUAAAGUGACACGAUUAGUCAUCGUUAGCGUCUCUUCUGUUCAUUAGAGAGCGCAAGCAAGAGUUAAUAUCUGUCAUUUUCGUUUCAA
Sorghum bicolor (sorghum) is the source of this 855-nucleotide messenger RNA. Its product is annotated as calvin cycle protein CP12-3, chloroplastic. The transcript has a single exon. The record is from RefSeq and is a predicted model, not a curated record. The coding region runs from base 201 to 614 and encodes 137 amino acids. NCBI's taxonomy places the organism in Eukaryota, Viridiplantae, Streptophyta, Magnoliopsida, Poales, Poaceae. Gene Ontology annotation, biological process: negative regulation of reductive pentose-phosphate cycle. Gene Ontology annotation, cellular component: chloroplast.